AUGGGCGGCGGCCAAACUAUCGCGGACCAGAUACUCAAGACAUGGCCAAACGUGUCUUUACUCCCAACGCAACUUCUCGACAAAGCAGCCCACAAUGUCCUCCAGAAGAAGCCCAUUGCGUACCCAGCCAUGUGCUAUGGACCCGAUUCAGGUGACCCGCGGCUGAAGAACAAUAUUGCGCAGUGGCUCACGACGUUCUAUAAGCCCGCGGACCCGGUCUCCGAAGACCGCAUAUGCAUCUCUGGUGGGGCUUCGCAGAAUCUAGCUUGCCUGCUUCAGGACUUUACAGAUCCGGUGUAUACACGGAAUGUGUGGAUCGUCGCUCCGGCGUAUAUGCUUGCUUUCCGUAUAUUCGAAGAUGCUGGGUUCCACAAAAAGCUGAGGGCCGUGCCUGAGGAUGAGGAGGGGAUUGAUAUGGCGUAUCUGAGGAGCCAGAUCAAGCUGAGUGAGGAGAGGGCGAGAUCUGAGAGUAAUAAUGAGCCGCAAUUCAAACCUCCAAGGCCUUCAAAUAAAAUCUACAAACAUGUCAUCUACGCGGUUCCAGGCUUCUCCAAUCCCAGCUCCAAGACUAUGAGUCUAAAGCGUAGAGAGGAGUUGGUACGUUUGGCGCGAGAGUACGAUGCCCUUAUCAUUACAGACGACGUAUACGACUUCCUGCAAUGGCCGUCAAGUCUAAGUCCUAGUACGCUGUUCAUCGAGAAAGCCGGUUUGCCCCGGAUCGUCGACAUCGACAGAUACCUGGACGGCGGCGCCGAAAGACAUGGCGCAGAUGGCUUCGGCAAUGCAGUCUCGAAUGGAUCGUUUUCCAAGAUCUUCGGCCCUGGCUUGCGUACGGGUUGGUGUGAAGGAACGCCCAAGAUGGCGUAUGGUGUUUCGCAAACAGGAUCCAGCCGUUCGGGCGGAGCACCCAGCCAGCUGACAGCCUGCUUUGUGGCCGAGACACUGGAAACAGGAGAGCUCCAACGCUACGUGUACGACCGACUCCAGCCCACCUACGGCAAUCGGUACCGCCGAAUGGUAGAAGCCAUCAACAAACACCUCAUUCCACUGGGCGUUGACAUUCCCCAAACCGAUCGCGAGGUCGUCGGCGGCUACUUCAUCUGGCUGACGUUGCCAUCGCCGCUAAAAGGCGCAGUGGUAGCACAACGCGCAAAGGAAGAAGAGAACCUAGCCGUCGCACAGGGCGAAAUGUUCGAAGUACCCGGCGACACCGGCCAUGAAGGCACGUCAUUCAGCAACGACAUCAGGGUUUGUUUUGCGUGGGAAGAAGAAGAUAUGCUUGCCGAGGGUAUUGAAAGACUCGCCACGGUCAUUAACCGCAUGUUAAAGGAAGAGGCCAAUGGAGGACAGGCAACUCAGAAGGCGGCUGCUCAAGAAGAAGACGCGAAGGGUCUGUGGUGA
Messenger RNA from Alternaria hordeiaustralica, 1401 nucleotides. RefSeq lists its product as uncharacterized. The coding region runs from base 1 to 1401 and encodes 466 amino acids. Gene Ontology annotation, molecular function: pyridoxal phosphate binding; L-2-aminoadipate:2-oxoglutarate transaminase activity. The transcript is spliced from 7 exons. Lineage: Eukaryota; Fungi; Ascomycota; Dothideomycetes; Pleosporales; Pleosporaceae. The record is from RefSeq and is a predicted model, not a curated record. Gene Ontology annotation, biological process: biosynthetic process.